Messenger RNA from Gamsiella multidivaricata, 3075 nucleotides. Its product is annotated as Glutamate/Leucine/Phenylalanine/Valine dehydrogenase-domain-containing protein. Bases 1 to 3075 code for a protein of 1024 amino acids. Gene Ontology annotation, molecular function: L-glutamate dehydrogenase (NAD+) activity. The record is from RefSeq and is a predicted model, not a curated record. Gene Ontology annotation, cellular component: mitochondrion. NCBI's taxonomy places the organism in Eukaryota, Fungi, Mortierellomycota, Mortierellomycetes, Mortierellales, Mortierellaceae. The transcript has 3 exons.
AUGAUUGCAUCUCCCCUUGCUGCUACUGACGCCCAUCUCAAUGGUGCGCAUCCUCACACCAUCAAGGACAUGCCCGGCUACAUCGAGAACGCUUUCCACGGCAAGGAGGCCCAGAUGGUCGAGGUCACCCAGCACCUGAGCGAGAAGGGCUUCAUCCCCGCUGCCUUGGCUCAGAACGAGGUCUCUUGGUUCUACGGAAACCUCGGCAUCGACGACAUGUACUUUGCCUCCGAGUCCGUCGAGUCCAUUGCCAACCACAUCAUGGCUCUCUAUGGUGCCAAGAUCUUUGCCUACACCAAGAACGACAACGGCCUGGAUAUCAAUCUCGAGCGCGAGACUGACGAGGGCGCCGUUUACAUCCACACCUCCCAUCCCGGUGUCUCGCAGCUCUAUGGACCCCAGCACGAAAAGAGAAUUGACGCCAAGUACCUUGAUGUCAGCAACACUGAGCGUGCCUUCCGUCUGGAGUCUUACCGCUCCAAGGGUACCGUCUCUUCCUCGUCCUCGACCCAGCUCCGCACCUACUUUGUCCACCAGUGCUCCUUCGUCAACCCCAAGCCCACCAAGGAGCAGGAGAACGAUAUCCGCGAGACCGCCGACAAGAGCUUCCUCGAGAAGGCCACUGGGAACACCCUUGAGAUCUACUCCAACGUCAUGAAGCUGGCCCUCGCCAGAACCGGUCCCGUCAUCGAGAUGUUCGAGGUCGAGGGCUCCCGCGAGCGCCGCCUCGUCAUCGCCUACAAGCAGCAGACCACUCAGUCCUUCUUCUCGGCCAUCUCGGAUUUGUACCAUUACUACGAUCUGUACUCGACCCGCAAGUACGUCGAGCAGUUCUCGAACGGCAUCACGAUCGUCUCCCUUUACCUCAACCAGAUCCCCAAGUCGACUGCUCCCCCAAUUGAGCACUCGAUCCACCAGAUCAUCAAGGAGGCCUCGUUGAUCUACUGCUUGCCCACGACCCCUCUCCAGAGCUUCUUCCAGACCAACAAGCUGUCUGUCCAGGAGUCGAUCUAUGGUUACAUUGGCUGGAUCUUUGCCCAGCACUUCUUGAACCGUCUCGGAAAUGAAUACGUUUCGCUCGUCAACAUCCUCGAUACCAGCAACUCUACCCAUCAGGAUGUCCUUACCAAGAUGAAGAAGCGUCUCCGCACUGACACCUUCACUCGUGAUUACAUUCUCGAGAUCAUCAAGACCUACCCCGAGCUCGUCAAGCUGCUUUACAUCAACUUUGCCAUGAUCCACUAUGUCAACCCUGCCGUCAACUCGCUUCAGCCCACACUCUCGUACCAGCGUCUCCGUACCGACACUGUCUUGAGUGAGGAGGAGCUCCACGAGAAGAUCCGCCGCACGACCUCGAACUCGCACGAGCUCAUGGUCUUUGAGUCGUUCUUGGUCUUCAACAAGCACGUGCUCAAGACCAACUUUUACCAGCCUACCAAGGUCGCUCUUUCCUUCCGCAUGGACCCCUCGUUCUUGCCCGAGAUCGAGUAUCCCACCAAGCUGUUCGGCAUGUUCCUCGUCAUCGGAUCCGAGUUCCGUGGUUUCCACCUGCGCUUCCGUGAUGUCGCCCGUGGUGGAAUCCGCAUCAUUCGCUCCCGCAACAGAGAAGCGUAUUCGAUCAACUUGCGCUCACUCUUUGAUGAGAACUAUGCCCUUGCGAACACCCAGCAGCGCAAGAACAAGGAUAUUCCCGAGGGCGGUUCCAAGGGUACCAUCUUGUUGGAUGUCAAUCAGCAGGACAAGGCCCUUGUCGCUUUUGAGAAGUAUGUCGAUGCUGUCCUUGACUUGUUGAUCGUCGGCGAGACCCCCGGCAUCAAGGAGCGCAUUGUCGACUUGCACAAGAAGCCCGAGAUCCUGUUCUUUGGCCCCGAUGAGGGUACUGCCGACUACAUGGACUGGGCUUCUGCUCACGCCCGCGAGCGUGGUGCCUCCUUCUGGAAGGCCUUCACGACCGGCAAGUCCCAGUCCUUGGGUGGUAUCCCCCACGACACCUAUGGUAUGACUACUCGCUCGGUCCACCAGUACGUCCUUGGCAUUUACCGCAAGUUGGGACUCAAGGAGGAGAACUGCCACAAGUUGCAGACCGGAGGUCCAGAUGGUGACUUGGGAUCGAACGAGAUCAAGAUUUCGAAGGACAAGACCUGCGGUAUCGUUGACGGAUCCGGAGUUUUGUAUGACGCUGAGGGUAUUGACCGUGAGGAGUUGGCCCGCUUGGCCGCGAACCGUCUCAUGAUCUCGAACUUUGAUGCUUCGAAGCUGUCGCCCAAGGGUUUCCGCGUGUUGGUCGAUGAGGUGAACGUCAAGCUGCCCUCGGGUGAGGUCAUUGAUGACGGUCUUUCAUUCCGCAACAACUUCCACCUGAACCCCAUGGUCAACUGCGAGGUCUUUGUUCCCUGCGGUGGUCGCCCCGAGUCGGUCGAUCUCCAGAACGUUGGCCGUCUCUUGGAUGCUGACAACCACCCCCGCUUCAAGUACAUUGUCGAGGGAGCCAACCUGUUCUUCACCCAGGAGGCCCGUCUCCGCCUGGAGCGUGCUGGUGCUGUUGUGUUCAAGGACGCUUCGGCCAACAAGGGAGGUGUCACCUCAUCGUCGCUGGAGGUGUUGGCUGCCUUGGCGUUCACGGACGAGGAGUUUGCUCAGCACAUGCAGGUGACUCCCGAGAACACCCCCGAGUUCUACCAGGAGUACGUCAAGGAGGUCCAGACGAUCAUUGAGCGUAACGCCCAUCUCGAGUUUGAGGCCCUGUGGAGGGAGCAUCAGCGCACCAGGACUCCUCGCUCGAUCCUUUCGGAUGAGUUGUCGCUUGCGAUUGUGAAGCUGAACGAGAACUUGCAGCACACCUCGCUGUGGGACAACAUUGCUUUGCGCAAGGUUGUUUUGGAGGAGGCCUUCCCCAACAUGUUGUUGAAGCAGGUUGGAUUGGAGACGUUGAUGAAGCGUGUUCCCGAGAACUAUGUGCGCGCGAUCUUUGGAGCGUACUUGGCCUCGCGCUUCGUAUACAGGUACGGCACGGAGCCCAGCCAGUUUGCGUUCUUUGAGUUCAUGACCCCUUACUUCUCCAAGGUUCAGCAGUAA